This is a messenger RNA of Hippoglossus stenolepis (Pacific halibut), 4154 nucleotides long. RefSeq names its product prolactin receptor-like. Gene Ontology annotation, cellular component: external side of plasma membrane. Gene Ontology annotation, molecular function: cytokine receptor activity; protein binding. Gene Ontology annotation, biological process: cytokine-mediated signaling pathway. Lineage: Eukaryota; Metazoa; Chordata; Actinopteri; Pleuronectiformes; Pleuronectidae. The record is from RefSeq and is a predicted model, not a curated record.
CAGCACUCGGCUGUCAGAGCUCCGAGCAGCUCCGAGCAGGAUCUACCCGGACUACCCCCACCCCCCGGUCCUGGUCCCGGUCCCGGUCCCGUCCGAGCACCUCCAAUCUGCAGCCGCUUCUUUUACCUGGACCAGACGCCGGCAGGAUGCUGCUGCUGCUCUGUCUGCUUCCUCUGCUGAGCGGCAGCACGACGCUGACGCUGAACGCCACGUACAGAGCGGGACACGACCACGGGGAGGAAGUUGCCGUGACGACGAGGCCUCACAUCUACUACUGCCGCUCGCCCAACAUGGAGGACUUCACCUGCUGGUGGCGUCCGCUGGACAACCUGACGGACGGCGAGGUCGUGUCCUACGUCCUCACCUACUCCAAAGAUAAAGGCCCCCGACAGGAAUGUCCCGACUACACGAGCGCUGGUCCCAGCAGCUGCCACUUCGACAGCAGCCACACGUCCAUCUGGAAGAUCUACUGCAUGAACGUCACCGCCGUCACCGCCACCAGGAACUACACCUCCCAGAAGCACUGCCUGGACGUGGCUGAUAUCGUUCAGACUGAAGCUCCCGUCAACGUGACCUACGAGCUGACCGACCCCGGCGGCGACGAGAUGGGCCACAACGCGCUGCUGUCCUGGACGUACCCGGUGCCGUCACACCUUCAGUACGGCUGGAUCACGCUGCUGUACGAGCUUCAGUACAGACGCAUCACCGAGCCGGACAACUGGAAGGUCAAACCCUCUCUGCGGGAGCCGCGCGUGGAGCUGCUCGGCCUCCCCGGCGGCCACUACGUCAUCCGAGUCCGCUGCCGCUCGCAGAACUACGGCCUGUGGAGCGAGUGGAGCGCCACGCUGCGGAUGAGCAUCCCCAACAAACUGCCGGCAGGGAAACUGUUGGUGCUGAUCCUGGUGACGGGCGUCGGCGUCUUGGCUCUGCUGGUCAUCGCUUGUGUCAUUCCACAGAGCAGAAGAAUAAAAGAGUACUUCCUGCCUCAGAUUCCGAAGCCGAGGAUCAUGGGUAUUAAUCCGCUGCUGAUGAAGAAGGGGAACCUGGAUGAAAUCAACCGUCACCUCAGUAACUUCCACAGCUACAGACCCCCGAGCUACACGGAGGAGGUGUGGGACCAGGUCAGCGCUGACAGUAUAUAUGUGACCACGGCGAAGGACUACAGCGCCCAGGCCGACCCCAUGGGCGGGGACAAGGAGGCCUUGGUGAUUCCAGGUGACCUGACGCCCGCGGCCGCCCGCCUCCAGCUCGCAACCCAAAACCCGACUCCCUACAUGCAGAGCCUGUCGCCCUACUGCUCCUCGCCUCCCCAAGCCUUCGCUCCAUCGCUGCCGGCUCCGUCCUCGUGGCCAAGGCCUGAGAUCCUGUCGCUGCCGGGGACGGACUACAGCGUGAUGGGACAGGGCGACUCCUUCCCCGCCCCCGACGCCACCGCCGUUACCACCAUCGGCUCGCCUCAGGAUUUCUACACCUGCGUCCAGCUCAUGAACGAAAGCGGCGAGGUGCAUCUGGUGCCGUGUUUGCCGCCGCCGUACUGCAGGGAGUUCCCGCCUCUGCAGAGCGGCUGCGGAGACGACGCUGAGAAGGAGGAGAAGAAGAGGAAACUCGCCGAGUACCAAGCCAGGAAGAAUUUCAUGAGCGAGCCCAAAGACGGCGGCAAGGCCGAGAGGAGCGAAGCGUCCGUGCCUCUGCUGCCUGUCGCCGUCGACAACCGGGGCUGAUUGACAGGAAGCACGUCCACAGUUAGAAAUAUGUGGACAUGUGUGGAAACUGAAGAGCGUCUGCAGGACGUUCAGACCUCGAGAAACAAUUCAACAAACUGAUGUUGGUUUGAAAAAGAAAAGCAACGUUUCAAACGCUAAACGCCGUCUCUGGUGCAAUAUCCCAAGUGUUGUGUUCGGGCGACCGACACCUUGUCCUCUGUCAUCGUUCCUCUGGACCUCGUCUCUGUGGAACUCUGUGGAACCCAACGUGCUGUUCAAUGCACAAAUCAGAUUUCAGGUGAAUGAACGAACAAUGAGCUCUAUGAAAUCUGUGCAGUCGCCUCCUGCAGCUUCAGAUAAACGAGGACCACUUCACCGCGCGCUGCUUCUUCUAACCCGUGUUUGCUUCAGGGCCUUUCUCAGGAAACACAAACACUGUGCAAUGCCGAGGAGGAGAGCAGUGAGCUGCUGGUGCAUGGACCGCUCAGAUCCUCAGCUGGUGUUCAAACCGUUCGCCUUCCUCAUCAGGUUGUGUUUGAACUCACUCACUGGAGUGGAAGGUGCACGUGAGCUGCUCAUCUUCAUCAUUACACUGAGUUUCUCACAUGAACGAUUAGGAAAGGAUUUAGUGUCUUCUGCCACAAUGCAUUGUGGGAUACGGAGUCUUUUACAGCUCGUGCUCAACACGAAGUGGAGAAGUCAGUUGAUUGUGAGCGAUUUCAAACACAACCUGAAGUUUCACACGAGACAAUAAGCUUCAUUUUGCUGUUUUUAAUGUGAAGUCGUUAUAAAAGCUGUUCUCACUGAAAGAUGAACUAUUAGUUAUUUUAUAUCUGGUUCAUAUCGACUCUCUGCAUCUCGUUCCCGUGUGGUUUCCAGGUUUAGGACACAGAACAUAGACGUGUGUGUCGCUCUCAAUCAUCUCGUCCUCCAGUAGUUACGCUCCACUGCUCAUGAAUCCAACCUCCUGGUACGUGUUCAAUCCAUCGUCCGACACCGUGUUGCUGACGUGUUCCAAACUAUAACGUGUUUUAUCGACGUAACGUAAACUGUGAAUUCGAAGAAGCAGAACCUCUGUUUCUUUUCCUCACAGUCGAGAGGUUCGUUAUUUUACAGAAAACAAAUUCAAACGUGAGAAUCAAAAGUAUAUUUUCUUUAUUCCUAAAGAUUAUGAAUUUAACACAAUGACAAAAAGCACUUUUAUAUAUUUUCAACAUGCUGAAAGAAAAGUUAGGUUUAGUUUUAUUCAAACAGCAAAGAAAGAACCAGAAUCAUGAAGUAUUAGAGUAUUAGCAGCUCUUCCUCCAGAGUUAGUGAGAUGUUGAUGAAGAGGAGGUAAGGAGGUGUGUAAGUGAUCCUUAACCUGCCUCCAAUGUUAGAAUUCAUGUUCUGCAUCCAACAAAUUGGGGAAACUUUCCAAAACAAAUCACACCCACUGAUCUCUGACUAUUUUAACCACUUUAAUGUCUCGUAGAAAAUCUUAAAAUGCACCGUUAUCGACAUGUGUGCAGUUUAUUGCAAAAAGGCACAAGUGGGAGUUGAGACUUGUGGGAUGUGACCAGAAGGAAAGCACCUGAAGAUUCUUCUCCUUAUUAUUAUCUUAUUAUCUUAUUAUUAUUAUAUUAUAAUCAUUAUUCCCAGUGUCGGACGUCCUGAUCCCAGCUACCUCACAUCGGAUCACGUCCCUGUUGCCAAAGCUUUGUUCUAACGUGCUUCUUUCUUCUGGUCUUGUGCUGUGACUCUGGAAGUCGACGCUGUCGCCACCUUUCUCGUGACACGUUGGCGAAUCGUGCCAAACUAAAACCCAAAGUAGAAAACCGACGCCGUCGAGCACCGGAGACGAGCCUGAAUCCUGUUUUCACCGUCAGCUGUUGAUUCGUCCGUCACCUCCUCGUACUUUGGGAUCUAGAUGCUGAUCGUUUGUACCUGUGGUGUUUUGACUCUGUUGAAAAGCUCGUCAGUCUUUGUCUGUAUCGUGUGUUUCUCUCACUGCUCCUCAGGAUCACGGUGCUGAUCAGGGAUCAAUCAAAGUGAUAUCGAUCCUGAUCGACAUGAGACCUGGAGCUCGAACUAGAAAACAAGCUGUCAUUGUUCCUCUUCCUCCCCCGACCCUCGUCACCUCUGAACUCACUGAUGUCGUGUCGUCUGCUCGUUGCCGCUCGAUGUCGUGCUGUAUCUGUUAUUGUGCCUGGAUGUGCCUUGUUGUUCACUGAGCAGUAUUUGUUUGUUGUUCCCCGGUUGUGUUGAAGUGUGGACGGCCCGAGCGGCCAACGUGCCACUCCGACACGCCGGGAAGUGUGUGUGUGAGGAAAGUGGUGGAGGAGCAAACACCGACAGUACGUGCACAUUGUGUUGGGUAAACAACUAUAUCGCCUUUUAUUGUGACACCUUCUUCUUGUUGGACUAAAGCACUUUUGGUUUCUCGUGACUGCAAUAAAAAGUGAAAAGGCA